Messenger RNA from Rhizoctonia solani, 8106 nucleotides. RefSeq names its product phosphatidylinositol 3- and 4-kinase. Bases 1 to 8106 code for a protein of 2701 amino acids. NCBI's taxonomy places the organism in Eukaryota, Fungi, Basidiomycota, Agaricomycetes, Cantharellales, Ceratobasidiaceae. The transcript has 12 exons. Gene Ontology annotation, molecular function: protein binding; protein serine/threonine kinase activity. Gene Ontology annotation, biological process: DNA repair. The record is from RefSeq and is a predicted model, not a curated record.
AUGAAGUUUGGCGCUCAACUCUGGUUUCCAUUAUUGGACCUGUGGAAUACCAAGACUCGGGCUAUCAAGGAAGGACUUGUACUUAUAUUUAACCUUCUGAUGCCUUUGAUGAUGGAGAGUGAUGAUGCCCAGUUUCCUAAAUCCGAUGCGAUUGCACGACUGAAUGCGGCGUUAGACGGGGAACCUGGAAGUCGCUCUGGCCUUGAAGGCCUCUCACUUGAUGCCAUUCGGCUACAAAUAAUUCGAGACCGAAAGGCUAUCCGCAGUGCCUUCGAGACCAGCUCGUUCCGAUAUGGCGCAGAUUUCACCUCGUCACACGCACUAUCCUGGACUGCAUUGCAACUUCAGGCCGAUUGUAUCGCUCAGAUGCUUUUUUCUACAGGUUCAAGCUCAGACACACCACGACGGGGAGGCAAGAGUCUGCGAUUAUCAAGUCCGGUCUUGUCACUGUUGUCUCAAAUCAAAGCAGUCCCCUCGACCCGAAUCUAUCGAUUGCAGGUUCUGUUAUUCCUGGUAGAUCGACACUGGAGCAAGCUCUCAACUUCGACUCAAUCCGAGGUGUGCUCGACAUUGCUCGCGUUUUUCUCUCAGGAUGACCAUGCGUCAUCCUCAUGGGCGUUUAUUUGUUGUGCAGCUAUUGCCUGUGCCCAAGAGGCUGUUUCCCAUUCAAUCUCAAAAAACCCCGUUUCUGAGGAGCUCUCGCUUUUUUGGACGCACGCCAUUCGUAAAACGAGUGUGACUCUAGAGUGUAGAGCAGCUUGUCAUGCAGCGAACGCGAUCGCUCGGAACGGGCAUCUCGACGACCAAACGCUUUUCAAGGACAUCGAAGCAUUCGCAACUGACCUCCUAGUUCAAGGUCCCUCAUUUCCCCAUGAUAGCGUGUGCGCGUUUCUGGUCGAGUGCUUGCGGAUCGCUGGUCGAGAUGCCCGUCUAUAUCGAAAGCAACUUGAAGACAAAGUACUUGGUUGGCUAUCUGAGUCUUGGAACGUAACAGAAACUGUGCGAAAUAACUCACGAGCACGUCUAGACACAUUUUCACUGGCCGAUAUUUUAGAACUUUUGCAGGCCUCUUGUGUGAUGACUCGUCGUAUCCUUCCCAUCGCUGCCCCCCUCCUCCCUGAUUGUGUAACUACCGAAGUCAUGCUAGAGCGCCAUCAGAGCGAUUUGAUUCGAGAUUUCCUUAUCCAUGCUCAGCUCCCCGCGUUUCGUCCCAAUGCGUCCCGUAGGUCUGGCACUCGUGAGCCUAUAGCACCGAAUUCACUCAGUAAUACGGCGCAAAUACCUGAUAGUGAUCUCACCGUACCCAACGACCGUGCCCGAAAAUCAUCUGCAUUUCUUCUCAAGUCUCUUGGUACCCUGCUAGCGGAAUGGGACUCUGCAAAGGAUGCCUCUCUCAUGUCCCGUGAAGCGGCACGUAGGGCCGCAGAUCUGGCAUGCCUCGCUCUAUGGUUUGAGGCCUCGCUAGUCUCCGAUGGCAUGCGUUCCAAUGGUCGCGUAAUUAAGGCUGCGUGUAGCCUGAUUCAGAAUAUCAUCCCUUGCAUUUCCGCGUCUAGGUGGGCGGCUGACGAACGUGCAACGAUAUUGGUCGCAUUUAGCGUACUAAUUAAUGAGGGAGAAGAUACAAUUGAGCACACGCCCUGGAAGGGAAUAAUGGAUCCUGACGUAGACACUGGUAUCAAGCGGCGGGCUCUUGCUCAAAUGAUCCACCGAAACGCCCCCGGGACAGAAGAGGAAUCCAAGGCCCGACGAGGAUUAUUGCAGAAGAUCUGGCGUUCAUCGGAGGCAUAUAAUUAUCAGGCUCAAGAUAUAUUUGUAGAAUUAUCGCGGUUCCUGCGUCAGUCUCUUCACAGUCUAAGACCAGCUAGUCCAGGUGAAGAAAAGGCCUCUGGUUUGGAUGCCGAUGGAUUUUCAGAAAUCAGGACAGUAAAUUCUGAGGGGAGCGCGCGAGCUGUUGAUAGCUGGAUAACUUCCCGUGCAUCCUGUGCUCUUGUAUCGUUUGCGACUCGCUUCUUAACAGCCGUUCCUGCAUUUCAGUCACCUACCUUGGAGCCAGCUCGCGACAGAGACCUGUUACAGCUUUUGCAAUCAUGCGAUGGUCACGCCUUCUUCGCUCUUGCUCCCAGUGUUUUCGAGUGUAUUCGUCGCCAAUACCUCCAUAUGGACCACUCAGACUUGGAGAGUACUCUUGAUCACCUUGGCGACCUUCUCAAGUCUUACGCGCAUCCCCGUUGUGAGAAGAUGCAACUUGUUUUGAUUACAUUCUUAGAAUGUACUAUCUUCCUCUGGGUCCAGCGAGAUAACUCUGAAAAGGACUUUGGAGUUCAAUCACGCGUCUUGCUCCACUGGCUUUCCGAGAUGUUAGUCACACAGAAGAUACUUUCGUGGAAGGCCAGGGAUAAGUUUACUGUGCUCAUGAGCCACUACAUUGCGCUCGACCCGCAACAGUCUAUUUGGUCCACUCCUUCAGACGAUGAAAUAGACGCGUUGUCCUCCGAAUACUUGCCAGGCACGAUGCUUGUUAACCUGGGUACCGAUUGCGAUAUACGAGUAAGAGUUAGGGCUGCAGAGGCCACCGCUGGAGUAUUCAGAUCGUUGAAAUACACCGACACCAACCCUAUGGCUUUUUAUCAAGACGUACGAGCGCAACUUUCUAUCACAACGGAUGACUUUGAGGGUAUGCUUACUCGGUUCAUGGCCUUGGGAAACGUGAUGGUGGUUAGCUCGUCCGUCCGAAGAGGCCCAUAUUGGCACUUGCUCGAAACCUGUUAUCAUUCGACUGCUUUCAGCCGCCACAUGGAGUCCAUCCUCAUUGCAGUGGCAGAUCGAAUGGGCUUGGCCAACCUUUCUCAGCUAUUCGAGGCGUACGCUUCUCAAAUCGCAUUCUCUACAUGCUUAGCCCAAAAAGAUCUUGCGCAGAUUCCUUUUCAUUUAUUAGGCUACAAUUCCAUGCAAGAGCGCACCGAAGAGUCUUUCAGGCUUGUUGGUCCUACACUUUUGCUCGUCGGCGGCCUUAGAGAACCUGUCUCGCAUGGAAUCAAACAGUUCCAAGACUUGUGUAAAAACAUUGGCAUCUCUGAAUCGCAGGGUUUACGAAAUUGCUUCCACGAUGUCAUCGGACUUUCCGUUGUUUUCUACCACGAAGAGAGCCUUGAUGAAGAGACACAUAAAUUGUCACAAGAGGCCACUGCCGAUCUCAAAGAUGUUCUCUUGAAGCGGGCCAAUGACGCUUGUCCCCCGGAGGAGGUCGCCCAAGAUUAUCUCAUACGAGUUGCUCCCCAGAUCGUGGUCUCCAUUGUUCGAACUAUCAACGGGGCUCCAGAUGAGGAUAUAUCUAACGCCUUUGAACAACAAGGAAAGAGGAGUGCGGCCAAAGAUUUCCAAGCAUUCCAAUACUAUUGGGGCGAAUACGACUUUCCCGUACACGAUCCAGUUUUGCCUGCUUUCAAACCGCAGACCGUUAUUGCAUCGCUCUUCUGGUUCCUGGAAAAUCAUUCGACUUUGUUUGUCGAAUCACACCUUGCCUAUCAUGUUGCGCACCAUUUAUUCACAGCUAUCAAUAAAUCGCCCUUGGUCAACGAACAACUUCGCCUUUUACGUGCUCUCAGCAUAGUUGUUGCCUGUCUUAAACAAUUUCGCAAGGAUUGGACUCUUCUUCGUACUCUCAUACAUGGGUAUUCGCUCCUCCUUACUCAGCCCGAUCUUGCUAGAAUGGCCCAAUCGGCGCUCGAUUGGUGUCUUUUAUCCGUUCCAAAGCACGUAGCUGCGAUUACCUCAAGCUCACCAAGGCUCGAAGUUCUCGGAAGAAUGGGCCGAAUUGCCUAUGACUACACGCGAGAGAGCGACGAAUUUAUGCGCCAUUUGGGGGACAAACUCAUGGAUUGGGUGGAAGGCGUUACCGCCAAAUUGGAGAAACAGGCUUCCACUUCCCUAGGAGAUGCUCAAAACCUCCAUCCCGAAAUUCUCAAUGUUCUUGCGCUGUGGCCCAGAGAGCUUAAAUACUCGGAGCUGGUUCUGCGCGCUGAGGAGCUGGACUCGGAUAACAUGUCUUAUAUAUUACAACACUACGCAUCCAACGCCAGUAAAUUCCGAACUGUGCAUCGGCUUUUAUCAAUUACUCAUCAUGAGACUCACUACGAAGACUCUCGGCAAUCCGCUUUUGCGAAAGCAGACUUCUGGCACCUCAAAUCUUGUAUCCCUCUGGGCGACGAGAUUCAGAAUGAAGAUGCUGCGGCAUUUACUGAGCUGCUCUUCCUAAAUAAAGGAAACGUUCGAACAUUGACUUCAGACCGGCACGAUGCACACUCAGUGGAUGCCAUCCAUCGUUCCUCAGCGGUCAAAAACAAACGAGAUUCCACUUCACCACUGUCAGCUAUAUUGGUCGUUCUAUUCGACCUGGUUUAUUCUGAAGAUCCCGCCAAGGUCUUUAUUGCCUAUCAAACGAUCGGUCGGCUAUCGAAUCUGGAGGUCGAUCUGGUUAAUUUCCCCGGGACCCCUUCGAUUUCGAGGGGAGUUCAGCAAGAACGUGCAUUCUACCCUCAACAUGCAGAGUUUCCUCUUAUAAUCCAACCUCGAUUGCUGGAUGAGCUAUUGGUGGCAGAAGAUCUCAAGAACUCAGCAACAGAUUACUCCUUGUGGAUUUGCACGCUGAGCUCAUAUUUUUGCGCUGUGUUAUCCACAAUCAAAAGUCAAGAAUUCUUUGCCCAAUUAGUAGAAGUCGUUCGAACUGAUGAAAUAAUCGCCAAACAACUUCUUCCUGUCCUAGUCCACGCAGUACUGCAACACGAAGAUCACCAACUUGGAAUUCCCAAGGAUCGAUAUGGCACAGGUACCGCCAGGUCGCGAAUAUCGUCCUACUUUACCGAGCUUCUCACCCGAGAUUCCAUUUCCAUUUCAAUCGUCGACUGUCUGAUACAAGUCGUGUUGCACUUGCGAAAUUUCUAUCCUCUAUCUGGCCCAGAGCCUCGGGAUAUGUUGGUCUACAACCAUUGGUUAGAUAUCGACUAUCGGCUGCUCAGUGAAGGAGCUCUCCGCUGCGGUGCCUACACGACUGGGAUACUUUUCCUAGAAUUAUACGAGGAUCGAAUCCACGAUUUCCCUGAUGAUACUGUUACCCGCAGUACCGAAGAAAUCCUCUACGAUAUCUACAGCCACAUUGACGAGCCUGACGGAUUUUAUGCCUUCCAGUUCUUUGGUGCGAUGUUCGAAAGCCCUGGAGCAUCAGCUUCUAGUACUCCGGGUGUGUUGCAUUCCCUACAAUCUUUUGGGUUUGAGAACAUGGCUAUGACAAUGAUCAAUGGUUCAAAGAACGCUCAUGUCCCUUCAACGGACGAUGGAUAUACGCUGGGUUGGCGCACAGAAACAUGGGAUCUUCCUGUCUCCACCGAUAAUCUUCCUCCAGGCUCAUCCCUUUAUUACGCACUCAGGGCUGUUCACCAGGAGAGAGACCCUUCGGUGAUCCAGUUACGCGUCUGUGAUGCCCGCCGGAAUGAAAUGGAGCGUCUCAGAGCACUUGGUUCGGAAGAUAUGUCUCAUAUCAAAAAAUCGAUCCGUGCACUCAUGUGUAUCGGUGAAGUUCGGAAAUUCCUAGAGCCACAAGAUUCGAUAGCUUUCCACAAGACGUUUUCGUCGCUUUCACAAGAUUUUGAAUUUGAAGACUACGAGUCACUAGUUGCCACUCGGCUCUCGUUAAUCCGGGCCAAUAUUUACAAAAAUCGCGCCAUGCAAAUAGGCAAUAUAGACUCCGAAGACACCAAGAGGCUCCUCCAAUAUGAGCAAGACCUGCUCAUCAAAUUGUCCCAGGCUGCAAGAGAUUCUCAAAAAAACCAGAUUGCACUCAACUCAAUUAUCCGGGCUGGAAAUGGUGCACAGAACAACGGGUUUGAAUUCGCCCAAGAAUACGCGAGCGUGAUAUGGGCUAAUCAAGAACAGAAAACGGCAGUCAGUUUCCUCAAGCAAUUCCUGGGCCAACCGGAGGAUAAGUGUAGGCGUUCUCCCAAAGAUUUGGUUCCCUCUGCGCAAUUACUGUCCCUCCUUGGAACAUGGGCUUCGGAUGCUCGUUUGGAACAACCCAUGGAUAUUCGGGAGAAAUAUUUUUGGCGCGCUGAAAAAAUGCUUCAAGAGCUGCACCAACAUCCAUCACAUGCGAUUGUUUACCGCCGAUAUGCCGAAUUUGCAGAGGAGCAGUACGAUACGGCGCUCAAAUUAUCUCCCGAAGUGCGACGUCUCAAGGCAAGGAUGGACCGCAAAAAGAACGAACUCGCUCAAAUAGGAGAAACAUUGAGAAGAUCUGCUGGGAACGCCCAGUUAACUCAACAACAACGUAAAUCCCAAGCACUUCUCAAAGCAGACACCGAGCAGUUCGAUAGGCAUACCGAAUCUCAGCGAGUAUUCUUGGAGCAAGCCAUUGAAAUGUACGCCCGCUGUCUAGUCGCAGAUGAUUCAGAAAACAACGAUACUAUCAUUCGAUUCUGUUCACUCUGGUUCGCUAAUUUCUCGGAUCACGCUCUGAAUACAUCGGUACUUCGAGGAGCACUUCAGCAAAUCCCAUCGCAUAAAUUCGCCUUUCUUGCCCAUCAGAUUUCCGCUCGCUUGUCCACCACUGCCGACCCAAGUCAUUCAAAUAUCCGCAAUCUCAUGGCUCGCCUCUGUCAUGACCACCCGUUUCACACACUUUACCAAGUAUACGCGCUUGCUUCCACAAGUGCAGGUGGUUCAGCAGUAACUACGUCUAACCGGCGCCAGUCACGAACUUUGGCGGCCGAUCCUCAGUUACAGACUAAACGAGACGAAGCGGCUCGCAAUAUACUGGAAAGGCUUCAGCAGGACCAGUCCGUCGGAAAACGAGUUGUCCAAUUCGUCCAACUCUGCAACGCGUGCCUUCAAUGGGCGAAAUACUCACUGAAGCAAGACAAGGCUCUCAAAGAUAGCAAGAACAAGGUAGUGCCACAACACAUGGAGCUGGCCAAAUUAAAGGACUUGGACGUACCUGUCUCCACAGCAUACACGUCCAUCGAUAUGACUUGCCGGUACGAAGACAACAUUAUUCGAUUGACCCGUUAUGGAACCCGAUUCUCAACCGCUGGCGGGAUCAACCUUCCCAAAAUCAACGAUUGCAUUGGCGAAGACGGGGAGAGAUACAAACAGCUGUUCAAAGGGGAAGGAGAAGACGACUUACGACAAGAUGCAGUCAUGGAACAGGUUUUCGAGCUCGUCAAUAUCCUACUGAAGCGAGAUCGUGCUAGCAAAAGACGCAAUCUUAGAGUCCGAACUUACAAGGUCAUUCCACUUGCUUCCCAAGCUGGCUUGUUGGAAUUUGUCACGAACACGAUGCCUAUAGGAGGAUGGCUCCUCAAUGCGCACAAAAAGUACAACCCCGGAGACUGGCAACCCCCUGUAUGCACCGAUCAUUUGCGAAAGGCCCGUGCGACAGGGAAACCACAGGUACUCCUCGAUAUGUUCAUGGAAAUCCGAAAGAAUUUCAGACCGGUCAUGCGUCACUUUUUUACCGAAGCUCACAAACUCCCCACCGCCUGGUUUGAUAUGCGACUCAACUACCAACGUUCUGUCGCCACAACGUCAAUAGUGGGGCACGUUCUCGGACUGGGUGACAGGCACUUGUCGAAUAUUUUGAUUCACAAUAUGACAGGAGAGGUAGUGCAUAUUGAUCUCGGGAUUGCCUUUGACCAGGGCCGACUAUUGCCAAUUCCCGAGACUGUUCCAUUCCGACUGACGGCGGACAUUGUCGAUGGUCUGGGAUCCACUGGAACCGAGGGCGUAUUCAGAAGAUGUGCAGAGGAGACUCUUCGUGUGCUCCGUGACCAGGCGAGUGUGAUCAAGACCAUCUUGGAAGUCUUCAACCACGAUCCUUUGCAUUCAUGGUCUGCUGCCCCUGUCAAAAUCAAGCACAUCCAAGGUACAGCGGACACGGAUAUGGAUGGUAUGGGGCUCGAUACUGCAGAGGCUGAGGCAGCAGAUCGUGCGCUCUCUUCUGUCGCACGAAAAUUGGAUACUUCAAUGAGCGUCGAAUAUACUGUGAAUGAUCUGAUUGCUACCGCGACAGAUCCAGCGAACUUGUCCCAACUUUUUGUUGUAACCCGUGAUCCCUAA